AUGGUGAGGAUCGCUGUAGCAGGGGGCUCUGGUCAGGUCGCUCGAGAGGUCAUAGAUGCUCUUGUAGCCACUGGAAAGCACGAGAUUACCGUUCUUAGCAGACGAGAUCUGCAGUCGGCGGAUGCCACCGACCCCGGGGUCAAGCAACGUACGGUGAACUACGGCAACGUUCAUAAUUUGACUGAAGCUCUUCAAGGAGUUCAUACUCUUCUAUCAUUCGUACAGAUUCUUUCCGACCCGAAUCAAGAGUCACAAAAGAAUCUGAUUGACGCUGCCAUUGCUUCUGGGGUGCGCCGAUUUGCCCCCAGUGAGUAUGGAAGCAAGGGCACGAACCAUAUGGCCUGGUGGGCUGGGAAGGAGGCGAUUCGCGAAUAUCUUGAGGAAGUGAACGCCACUGAGAAGAAACUCGAGUAUACCUUGUUCCAACCGGGAUUAUUCUUGGAUUACCUCGCAUUUCCCUACAAAACGGCCAAAUAUCUCGACCCGCUUCAGAGCGUCUUCGACUUUGAGCACAGACGUGCCAUUGUAGUCGAUGGCCAUGAAGACGCCAUCCUGACUCUGACCACCGUGAGCGAUCUCUCAGAGAUCAUUGCUCGCGCGGUCGAGUAUGAGGGCGCAUGGCCAAGACAUGGGGGUAUCAGAGGCAAUCGACUGACCUUCUCGGAUAUCCUCAGAAUUGGCGAGACUGUUCGAGGACAUUUCGAUGUUGACAAAGUGUAUCUUGAAGAUCUUCGAGCUGGAAAUCUCAAGACGUCUUGGGGUCUGGAAGCUGUGCACCAUGCGGUGUCCGACGACCAGGCAGCGGAACUUCUCAGGGCAGUGUCCAUCGGUAUCCUCCUAAGCAGUGUGGAAGGCGCCUGGGAUUCUUCAGACAGCAUGAGUCGCCUUUUCCCGGACUUCAAGUUCACCACCGCCCAUGAUUUCCUGGUGAGGGCUUGGGACGGAAAACCAUAA
Molecule: messenger RNA, 954 nt
Organism: Thyridium curvatum
Lineage: Eukaryota; Fungi; Ascomycota; Sordariomycetes; Thyridiales; Thyridiaceae
Exons: 6
Coding region: 1-954 (317 amino acids)
Source: RefSeq, a predicted model, not a curated record